UCUUAUGAGAGCCAAGUGUGGUGCUAUCAGUGGAAAUGGAAACGACAUUUGCUGUUCCUGUUUGUUCUCUGUCUUUUAUGUGUACAGUAUUCAGCUCUUGGAUGCUCUGAUUGUCGUAUGGUGCUCUCCAACCCCACAGGAAUUUUUACCUCUCCCUGCUUCCCUAGUGACUAUCCCAAUGGUCAAGCAUGCAAGUGGACUAUCAGGGCUCCUUCUGGAUUCAUCAUUCAGAUAACAUUUGUCGAUUUUGAGAUUGAAGAAGCUCCCAACUGCAUCUAUGAUUUUUUAAGACUACAAACUGGAGAUAAACAAGUUACUUUGUGUGGCAUCACUGCCAGAGGCUUAUCAUUUAAUUCAUCUGGGAAUGAAAUGAUUGUAUCAUUUACAAGUGACUUUAGUAUCCAGAAGAGAGGUUUCAAUGCCAGUUACACUCGAGUUGCUGUGUCAUUGAGGAAUCAAAAAGUUGUCAUCCCACAGUUCCUGGAUGUUAAUUAUUUGACUCUGGCAAAUUCCGUUCAAGUACCAGAACUUAACCAGUUCACGUUGUGUUUUGAAGCAACUGAAAACAGCAGCAAUAGCCCUGACUGGAAGGCUUUCUCCUAUGGUGAUUCUUCAUCUACAGAGUUUUUCAGCUUUGGAAAGUCAAAAAGGGGCUACUUCUUAUCUAUUUCAGACACAGAAUGUACGUUAGAUGAUGUACUUGACACGGGCCCAAAUGGAGAGUUCUUCACAGAAGCAUUUGAGCAACUCUGUAUUGCAUGGGAUAGCUUCUCAGGCACUAUAGGUGUUAGUGCCAAGAACACAUAUGAAACAGUGCAUUGUUCAGGUACUUCUGGAAAGGUCAUUCCUGGCAAUGGGAAGUUGGUUCUGGGUUCUGGUGGAAAUCAUAUAAGACCUCUCAAUGGGGAUAUUUACAACUUUCGGCUUUGGAAUUUCACAAUGAGCCAUGAAGCACUUUCCAACCUUAGCUGUGAUGUGAAAGGCAACAUUGUGGACUGGGACAACGACUUCUGGAGUAUCCCAACAUCAGCACUAAAAGCAGAAAGCAACCUGAGUUGUGGUUCAUAUCUUGUCCCCAUACCUUCAAUUGAACCAACUAGCUGUGCACACCUUGGAAGUCUCUGUCAAGCUACUGUAAAUUCCACCACUACAUCACCCACUGUCACCACUAACAUGCCUGAUACUAACAGAACCGAUAAACAAAACAAUGGUGGACUGUUCUACAGAAUUUCCAUUACUGUCUUCAAUGAAAUUGAUGAUACAGAAUCAAAUAUUCAGAAUAAAAUUGCAGAAUGGCUAAAUAUCACCUUUGAGAAUUGGAAUUAUACUGUAUAUGUGGUCAAUAUAAGUAUUCAGUCCAGUGCUGUGAGCAAGGCAGCAAGGGAAAAAAGAAACACAGGACAUCAAAGUUAUGAUGUCCGGGCUCUUUUGGUUUACAAUUCUACCAACAAUAUAAUUUUAGAAAAACAGACCAUCGAGGAUAGACUCAUAAGGAGUAAUUUUUCUAUGAGGAACGGUUUAAGUCUCCGGAAAGUAGAUGUUGAUCCAGUUGAAACAUGUGAAAGCCAAGAAAAUCCUCCAAGUUACUUCUGGAAAGAUACCAGACCAACUGUAACUGAUUUCACACACUGCCAAGGCAGCACCACCCAGAUUGCAUCGAGAAGAUGCUUUCUGAACCUGGAUAAUUACACAUCAUAUUGGGGUGCUCCUGAUCUUAGAAACUGCACAGAAAAUGCAGCUGAUAUAGCCAAUCAACUUCUGAAUCUCAUGGGAGAAGGGCAGCAGUUGACUUCAGACAAAGUUAAUGAUGUCAUUCAGAAACUUAAAAAAAUUGUGAAUGAUGAGGAAAUCAAUGAAUCCCUAGGUUCUACCGUCGUCACAAUAUUUUCCAAUAUUCUAACUAGUUCUGAUAGUGUUUUGGCGGCAUCAUCUUCUGAAGCGAUAAAGACUAUUGAUGCCUUAGCAUUGAAGAUUCAGUUUACAGGUCCUUCCAUGAGUAUCUCAACACGAAAUUUGGCACUUGGCAUUUCAUCUUUGAAUUCAACUUUGUUCCGUGGCUUCUCCUUCAGUGUUGGUUCCCAGAACAAUGCUUCAGACUUGCAGGUUGAUUUUGAUAAAAACCAAGAAAAUGCUUUGGCUUCAGUUGCUUUGCCUCCAAGCUUACUAAACAGUUUAAGUCCAGAAGAUCUUGAUGCUGUAUCCAGGGCUCAGUUUACUUUCUUCAAUAAAAAUGGACUCUUUCAGGAUGCAGAAACUCACUUCAAUUUAACCAGUUAUGUGGUGGCCUGCAGUAUUGGCAAUAUUACUAUCCGUGAUCUCCAGGAUCCUGUGAAGAUUACAAUUAAGCAUACACUUAAACAUGACAAAAUCCAGAAGGCUUCCAGUCCUACCUGUGUCUUUUGGGAUAUGAACAAGAACAAUGGCCAAGGUGGAUGGAAUGAGACAGGUUGCGUAGCACUGAACAAGUCAAACGAAAAUGAAACGGUCUGCUUAUGCAAUCAUCUUACACACUUUGGGGUACUGAUGGACCUGCCAGGAACCUCUUCGCAAAUAGAUCCUGAAAACACCAAAGUCCUCACUUUCAUAACAUACAUUGGUUGUGGAAUAUCUGCCAUAUUUUCAGCUGCUACUCUUCUGACAUACAUUGCUUUUGAAAAAUUGCGAAGAGAUUAUCCCUCCAAAAUCCUGAUGAAUUUAAGCACGGCCUUACUUUGUCUAAACUUGGUCUUCCUCCUUGAUGGCUGGAUUGCAUCGUUUGACAUAGAAGGCCUCUGCAUUGCUAUUGCUGCCUUACUGCAUUAUUUCCUUCUGGCAACUUUUACUUGGAUGGGCUUGGAAGCUGUUCAUAUGUAUAUAGCCCUAGUGAAGGUAUUCAAUACCUACAUUCGCCGAUACAUACUAAAAUUUUGCAUAAUUGGCUGGGGUCUACCAGCACUGGUGAUAAUCAUUGUUCUAGCGAGCACAAAUACAAAUGCAAAUAAUAUUUACAACAAAGAGUACUAUGGCAAGAAUACUAAGGGAAAAAGUGGAGAUGAUUUCUGCUGGAUUAAAGACAAUACUGUGUUUUAUGUGACCUGCGUUGGGUACUUUGGAAUCAUGUUUCUCAUGAACAUUGCCAUGUUUGUUGUGGUGAUGAUGCAAAUCUGUGGGAGAAAUGGAAAAAGGAGCAAUCGGACUAUGCGGGAAGAGAUACUGAGGAACCUUCGUAGUGUUAUAAGCUUGACCUUCCUACUGGGCAUGACAUGGGGAUUUGCCUUUUUUGCUUGGGGACCACUACAUCUCCCUUUUAUGUACCUCUUCUGUAUUUUCAACUCAUUGCAAGGUUUAUUUAUAUUUAUAUUCCACUGUGCCAUGAAAGAAAAUGUACAGAAACAAUGGAGACGACAUCUUUGCUGUGGUAGAUUCAGGCUGGCAGACAACUCAGAUUGGAGUAAAACAGCAACUAAUAUCAUUAAGAAGAGCUCAGACAAUCUGGGGAAGUCCUUGUCUUCCAGUUCCAUUGGUUCUAAUUCAACCUAUCUGACUUCCAAAUCCAAAUCCACAUCCAAUACCUACCUUAAAAGGAACAGUCACUCUGACAAUGUUUUUCUUGACAAGCCUUCACCAAAAUAUAUCCAAGUGGACACAGAGCAAACAUCAAUCAUCCCAGUGCACCAGGUUAUUGACAAAGUGAAGGGGUACUAUGGUACUCAUUCAGACAACUUCUAUAGAAACAUUAUCAUGUCAGACUCCUUGAGCCACAGCACAAAAUUCUGAAUUUCUGGAUACACUGAACAAAAGAAUUCAGCAAACAGCAUGAGGAUUUAGAAUGAUGGAUUUAGUGACUGACAAGAAAAUAAAUGCUACCAAAGCCUUGUGCCUUAUGAAAUUAUAUCUUCGUAUGUAUAGCAACUUUCUACUAAAAGGUGUCCUCCUUUCAUCAACUGCUGGGAAAAUGCAUCUAUUUGUUUCCUUACUUGUACACUAUUGAUAUGCUACCAUCAGGGCUGCACCCCAGUGGCAUAUUGGUUGUAUGUUGAACCCAUCUGUACCUUUGAAAAAAUGAAGGUGGUCCUAAAGCCCAAAACCAAAGCUGGUGUUAGAAGAAACUAAAAGUAUAAUACCAAGCUUUGGAUGCAGUGCUCUUAAAUAUGUAUUUCUCUGUAUGUCUUACAAGGAGUAUAGAUCAUAUAUGGAGAUGGAUGGAUCCAUUCUCCUUGUGUGUUCUGUGAUGGGGUGGUCUGCAUCAACUAGGUGAAACAGAUUUCAUCUCUCCAUCUCUGGAAAGUCAGGAGACCCUCUGGAAAAUAUUAGGCAGGAGAGCCUGAAGUUGCACGGUCUGUUUACACAUUGGAUAAACCCUCCAGCCCACAUCAUGCAAGGCAAGGAAAUGCUUAUCAGUGAAUUAAUAAAUGCAUGUACUUAAUAGUGCAAAGCAAAGCUGUGUACAGAUGAGGUGACUUUAAUUUUGUUUGCAAAGUCUGGGCCUUAUUUAUAACUUGGUGAAUGGCAAAAACCUCUUAUCAGCUGGGGUGGUGGGAGUGCUUCUCUUGUUUUUGUGCUUGAUAAAGAGCUUUGUGCAACAUGAACUUUUGAAUGGUCUUGGACCUAAAGUAAAUUGUCCAAUACAACAUCUCACUUUUCUGUAAUUCCUACUUUUAACCAUUAUCAAUUGAGAGAUUCUGUGCCAGAUACCACAUCCUAUGCAUGAACCUUCAUUGAAUACAGUAAUGGAUGAAAUUUAUACCUACCCUGCCAUAUUCAGGAUCUCAUUAUCAUCUAAGGGUUACAUUCAUGGAAGCACCAGGCUGGAACAUGAGCAAAGACUCCUCUGCUGAUUCCAGCUCUUGUCCAUUAUGUGCCUAGACUACAUGUGUCUUGGCUAUUGGAGGAAGUAGUGCAGUCCACUGCUGUGCAUUCACCGACCAACACAUACAACAGGGUGCACAUUCACACAUUUUGCAAGUGUGCUAGUCAAGAAGUCCAUGUGUACUCAGUUGGCUCAGUCCACCAAAAGAAUUGAGGCAUUCACACACACUUUUCUAUUUUAUUGUUCUGUAAAACACAGGACUCAUAUUACCGUCCUUGGGAAGCCUGCACAAAAGCAUUUACAUUUCUUACCUACAUUUAUAUAUAAUGUUCUGAAUUACAGCCUAUGGUUGCAAUAGAUAUACUUAGAUGUACAGAAGUCAGUGUGCGUAAUCUUUCUAGAAAAUGUAUGUUGUGGUAUUCAUUGUUGUUUAAUCUUUGCAGAAGAUGUAUGUUGUGGUAUCCAUAGUGGUUUAUAUAAAUUUUCCACUGGACUAAUGUUAAAAGGGUUAAAAGAAAUUUCUACCAGUCAGAGGCAAAGCUUGAUACCAGGUUUGCCACUCCUCAGUUCCCUUACUAUAACCUUUCCAGUUUUACUUCCUUGUUUAGUUCUUCAGAGAUUUACUGCACAAUCAUCUACAUGUCUGACCAAUAAGAUUUACUCUAAGUCCUGCAGGCCCAGGACUUACUAAGUGGUCAGUCACACAUUCCAUCAUGUUAACUGUUACUGUUCUCUGCAUGUGCUUCCCUUCAAUAUAAAUUACGAGAUUUUUACAAUCAAUUGCAGAACUUCCUUUUGCAUUACAUCUGCUUAAGAAUGAGGACUUUUCAUGUGAGUAGCUCAGACUUGUACAGAGGUCACCUGAAAUAGGAACCAUUUUCUGGCAAUAGUGACCCAUGCCUUGAUUACAAUAUGGUUAGACUAUUGCAAUGGACUCUGGGGCUCCCCUUGAAGACUAUUCAGAAGGUUCAGUUGGUGCAAAAUGUUGCAGCUAGGCUGCUAAUCAGUGUAUAGUACUAUGGAUACACCACCCUUAUACAGAAAGAUCUCCAUUGAUUGCCAGUUUUCCAGGUUCGAUUCACGGUGUUGGUUUUAAGUUUGAAAGCUCUAAUUGCUGCAUUUCCUGGCUGUCUGCAGGACCAUCUAUCUUGUCAUGUACCUGCACACUUACUAAGCCAGGCACACUCACUCUUGCAGAGGCCUAUUUGCUGAGCAUGCUGGAAAGAGCUUUCUCCUGUGUUGUUCCCAAGCUCCAGAACAGGCUCCCUUUAGAAUUAAGUCUUGUCCACUCUGUGUUCCAGAACAGGGUUAAGGCAUGUCUUUUUCACUUGGCUUUUUACAUUGUUAUAGUUUAUGCUAGGAGUAUUUUUAAUGUUUUACUAUGUUUUUAUUGGAUUUAGGUUUUUAUUUUCUGAACUUUUUGUAAAUUGUCUUGGUUUGUUUUGGUAAGUCAGUAUAGAAAUGCAAUAAUUUAGUCCUAUUUAGAAUUCAGUUGAGCUAAACUGGGGUGAGCAACUUGUGACUCUACAAUGUUUGGGCCUACAAUUCCCAUCAUCCUUCACCAUCAGUUAUGCUAGCUGAUGGAAGAUAGCUAGUUGCCUGCCUUUACCUAAGCUAAGUACUGCAUCCCAAAUGGAUUGUGGAUCUGAAUGUGAACUGACUUCUCAUGAUAUCAAAUUAUGCAGAGUCUGAUGUAAUUAAAUAUUUCAAGGAGAGAUAAGAACAUUUUGUAUGUGGACCCUGUAUAUGAGCAUCUCCUUUUUAAUAGUUUUCAGAAAGCUUUAGUGUAAUAUUUCCUUUAGGUUAAAAAUAGAGGUCAAAAAAGGGCAAACAAAUGUGUCUGAAAAAUUAUAAAUUAAUACAAUUUAAUAAGGCUUGAGUAAGGCUUUAGAACAAGUAGAAUUAGCUAUUGCCUGACUAUUAUUGUACAGUUUGCCUAUAUUUUCACUAAAUUAAGGCUAUCUGUUGCUUUUACUACCAUGUAGUAGUCUUAAACAAUUUCAGUCAUACAGUUUCCACUGCUGUUUCUUCUGUCACAUAUGUUUUCAGUGUAAAUCCAUGGUUUUCGUGUUGGCAUAGCACCUGCCUCCCUUGUAUAUACUUAUUUAUUUUUGAGGUUGAAAUUAUGCCAGCAUAGUGUUUAGCUGCAUACUGGCUAAUCUUGUGAUAUAUUCAUCCAUUUCACAAUAGGAAAGGAAGAAAACUCAUGUCAAAUAUAUAUAUGUGAAUUGUAUUUUCUAUGUGAUGUGUAUUGUGUAUUAUAUUGUUUAGCAGUAUGAGGGAAAUGGUGAUGUAACUUCAAAUCCAAGUUAUAAGGAACUAGUGAAGGAAAUAUAGAGUCUGACCAAACCAGAAAUAUGAAAAAGUACUCCAGUAGUUAGUAUUCUGAACAAUUAAAGGUUAAAAAAUUG
Varanus komodoensis (Komodo dragon) is the source of this 7200-nucleotide messenger RNA. It is a transcript of the gene ADGRG6, whose product is annotated as adhesion G protein-coupled receptor G6. The coding region runs from base 118 to 3756 and encodes 1212 amino acids. Lineage: Eukaryota; Metazoa; Chordata; Lepidosauria; Squamata; Varanidae. Gene Ontology annotation, molecular function: laminin binding; G protein-coupled receptor activity. The record is from RefSeq and is a predicted model, not a curated record. Gene Ontology annotation, cellular component: membrane. Gene Ontology annotation, biological process: cell surface receptor signaling pathway; adenylate cyclase-activating G protein-coupled receptor signaling pathway; myelination in peripheral nervous system. The transcript is spliced from 24 exons.